Prinia subflava (tawny-flanked prinia) is the source of this 805-nucleotide messenger RNA. It is a transcript of the gene MRPL35, whose product is annotated as mitochondrial ribosomal protein L35. Gene Ontology annotation, biological process: translation. Lineage: Eukaryota; Metazoa; Chordata; Aves; Passeriformes; Cisticolidae. The coding region runs from base 120 to 638 and encodes 172 amino acids. The record is from RefSeq and is a predicted model, not a curated record. Gene Ontology annotation, cellular component: mitochondrion; ribosome. The transcript is spliced from 4 exons. Gene Ontology annotation, molecular function: structural constituent of ribosome.
GGGGGUGGGCGAGGUCCUGGGGCCGGUGAGGGAUCCGGGGCCAUGCGGGACCCCGGCGCCGGUGCGGCCGCAGCCCCGUGGGCGGGACCCGGCGCGGCCCCGCCCGGCGCAGCGUGGCCAUGGCGGCGGCGGCGGCGCGCGGGGCCCUGGCGGGGAUCCUGCGGCGCUGGGCCCCCCGCGCACUCCCGCUCUGCGGCCCCUCCGCCCGGUGCGUGGGGCACGGCCCGGCCCCGGCCCCGCUCCGGACCCCGCGGCUGCUCAGCGAGAACCGGCCCUGGGCAGGGACCCCCUCGGUGCUCAGCAGUGUCACGCCUCUACUUCCAAGUUUACUCCAGCAGCCAGUGAGGACUCUCACCUACUGCAGCUUACGGAAGGGAAAGAGGAAAAGUGUGAAAUCUGUGGUGAAAAGGUUCCUCCGGCUGCACAAUGGCCUCUGGGUCAGGAGAAAGUCUGGCUAUAAGAAGAAGCUGUGGAAGAAGUCGGCAGCCCAGAAGAAGCGUUUGAGGGAGUUUGUGCUGUGCACGAGGACACAGUGUAAGCUCCUGGAUAAAAUGACCACUUCCUUCUGGAAAAGAAGGAACUGGUACGUUGAUGACCCCUACCAGAAGUACCACGACCGCACGAAUCUUCAUGUGUAGAAAUCUUGGGUUUGCACAUCUCUAGGAAAGGGGAGUGGUCGUGUGGCAUGGCCUGGGUUUUGGAACAUAAAUCUGCAAUGCCUGUACUUUUUAAAAAUAAAUAUGUGCAUACCAGCUGAGCAGAAUUAUGAGAAUCAAUGCCCCAAAUAAAGGAAUACUCGAAUUUA